Molecule: messenger RNA, 1752 nt
Organism: Alexandromys fortis (reed vole)
Lineage: Eukaryota; Metazoa; Chordata; Mammalia; Rodentia; Cricetidae
Gene: Sla2
Product: Src like adaptor 2
Exons: 8
Coding region: 276-1064 (262 amino acids)
Biological process (GO): regulation of MAPK cascade; signal transduction
Cellular component (GO): cytoplasm; nucleoplasm; COP9 signalosome
Molecular function (GO): phosphotyrosine residue binding; epidermal growth factor receptor binding
Source: RefSeq, a predicted model, not a curated record
GGUCUGGUUUCCCCGAGAAGCAAAAGGUGCCUGCCCCAGUAUUGUGGAAAUGGCUGUCCACUAACAAGACUAAGCUUACCCCAGCUUACUCCAAACACCUCUGGUGAUCCUCCAGGCUGAGAUCUGAAUGUGCUGUAUCUACACUGACUUCUAACUUAGUACCUGCAAAGGCCUGACCUGUCAGGCUGAAGUGCGAGUUGCCCAAGUACCCUCACCAAACUUCUGAUGACAAACCUGUCUCUUUCAGCAGUGUGCUCCUGAGAGUCUGCUGAGGAAUGAUGGGAAGUUGGCCUAGCAGAGAGAAAAGCCUGCCCACAAGCUCCAGCACCAUCUCCUCUGGUCCAGUCCAGGGACUUGUGUCCACACAAGCAGAGAGAAGCAAGGUCACAGCGGUGGCCCUGGGCAGUUUUCCAGCAGGUGCACAGGCUGGACUGUCUCUGAGACUUGGGGAGCCGCUGACCAUCGUCUCUGAGGAUGGAGAUUGGUGGACAGUCAUAUCGGAAGUCUCGGGGAGAGAGUACCACAUCCCCAGUGUGUACGUGGCUAAAGUCUCCCAUGGGUGGCUGUAUGAGGGCCUGAGCAGGGAGAGAGCUGAGGAACUGCUCUUGUUGCCUGGGAACCCUGGAGGGGCCUUCCUCAUCAGAGAGAGCCAGAGCAGGAGAGGCUGCUAUUCCCUGUCCGUCCGACUCAGUCGCCCAGCAUCUUGGGACCGGAUCAGACACUACAGGAUACAGCGCCUCGACAACGGCUGGCUGUACAUCUCACCACGCCUUACCUUCCCCUCACUCCAGGCCCUGGUGGAUCAUUACUCAGAGCUGGCAGAUGACAUCUGCUGUGUGCUAAAGGAGCCCUGUGUCCUGCAGAAGCUUGGCCCACUACCUGGCAAAGAUAUACCUCUACCUGUGACUGUGCGGACGGCAUCACUCAACUGGAAAGAGCUGGAUAGCAGCCUGCUGUUGGAAGCACCUGCCAGUGGGGAGGCGUCUCUUCUCAGUGAAGGGCUCCGAGAAUCCCUCAGCUCCUACAUCAGCCUCACUGAGGAUAACUCCUUGGACGAUGCCUAGUCCAAACAGAAGUCAAACCCGAAGAAGCACCCUCAAGGCAAGGCUGGGAUGCAGGUACAUCCAGGGUCUCACAUGGACCUUCUGCUCCUUCCUCUCAUUAUCUUCCUCCCAAGGCCUCAACCCUGCCUACAAUUUCUAGUCCAUGUGCAUCGCAAUUCAAGGCAGAGCCAGGCCUCUACAGAGUAAAUUACUUCUGAGGUUUGGUGUUCCUAGGAAGGAUGUCCAUUACGAUGGCUAAUCAACCCGACAAAAAGGCAGAGAUCACCACUAGCAUAAGAAGAGAAAAACUAUUAGGGAAAUUUACAAGACUCAUUAAGAAUGCAAACACAGGGGGCUGAAGAGAUGGCUCAGUGGUUAAGAGCAUUGCCUGCUCUUCCAAAGGUCCUGAGUUCAAUUCCCAGCAACCACAUGGUGGCUCACAACCAUCUGUAAAGAGGUCUGGUGCCCUCUUCUGGCCUGCAGAUAUGCACACAGACAAUAUUGUAUACAUAAUAAAUAAAUAUUUAAAAAAAAUGCAAACACAGCCGGGCGGUGGUGGCGCACGCCUUUAAUCCCAGCACUCGGGAGGCAGAGGCAGGCGGAUCUCUGUGAGUUCGAGACCAGCCUGGUCUACAAGAGCUAGUUCUAAGACAGGCUCCAAAACCACAGAGAAACCAUGUCUCGAAAAACCAAAAAAAAAAAAAAAGAA